AGGGUUCGGAUUUUAGAUUAGGGUUUAGAUGAAGGUUAAGGUUUGGGUUUUGGGGUUUGGAAUCUGGGAUGAGGUUCGGGGGGAAGGGGAAAGGGAGGAAGUGCUGCGGCUUUCUGGAUGUCUGAUGUCUGCUGCUUUGAAGGAUUAGGGAGAAGGAGGUGUAUGGAUUGCAGUUUCUUGGGGUAGAUGUGUUGAUGGGCUUUGGGGGUUUGUUUGUUUGUAGGUAUGUAGAUUUUCAAGAUCAUUGGAGAGGAAAUGAGGGGGGAAGGAAGGAGGGAACAAUAGGUAGGUACAAUGAGAAGAGUGCGAAUAGUGGUAGGAUGUUUGUGCUUUAUUCUUGGGUCUUUUGGGGGUGGUAUAUUAAUUUUUCUCUUGGGCUUUUGUGAGAGGGGUUAGGGUUCUUGAAGCUGUGAUGUUCGUGUCUUGGCUUGUUCACAGGAAGUUCAUUUCCUAGUGUUGUUGUCAUUGGCCUUCUUUUUCUGAGAGGAUGAUUUAUGGUUGGUGAUAAGGAGGAAAGGGAUUUUGAGCUUGAGGGAGGCAGAUGGGAAGUAGAAGUGAAAGCGGAAGUGAUGCAGUGGAUAAAUUGGAGUGAGGGAGAGGGCUUGAUAUGGGAGUCUAAAUUUUAUGGUGGGAUUGUGUUUGAUGAUCAGAUCGAUCUUGGUAAUUCUGAGGUUGAUGAUUUGAGGGCUGAUGAAAUACGCAGAGCAAACUGGUGGUUUACAAAUGUUGAUGAAUGA
Botrytis porri is the source of this 737-nucleotide messenger RNA. RefSeq lists its product as uncharacterized. Bases 495 to 737 code for a protein of 80 amino acids. The transcript has 2 exons. The record is from RefSeq and is a predicted model, not a curated record. Lineage: Eukaryota; Fungi; Ascomycota; Leotiomycetes; Helotiales; Sclerotiniaceae.